Messenger RNA from Brettanomyces nanus, 1110 nucleotides. RefSeq lists its product as uncharacterized. The record is from RefSeq and is a predicted model, not a curated record. Gene Ontology annotation, molecular function: oxidoreductase activity. Bases 1 to 1110 code for a protein of 369 amino acids. The transcript has a single exon. Lineage: Eukaryota; Fungi; Ascomycota; Pichiomycetes; Pichiales; Pichiaceae.
AUGCCGGGAGUUACCGUUUCGCCACUCAAUCGUGCCUUUGGCGCCAAGAUCACUUUACCCUCCUACACCAAUGAUCCUUCUAAACUUAACGAGGAAGAUUUCGAGGAGUUGAAAAAGGCUUUGCUGACUUAUUCUGUACUUGUUGUUCCAAAUCAAGCCGGGCUUUCUCCGGAAUCUCAGUAUGCGCUUACCGUAAGAUUCGAUCCUACUACUGGAGCACAUUAUGGACAUGAUGAGAAGAUCUUCCAUUCUCCAUUGUCUGUCUUGGCCAAAGAUGGUAAAUGUGUUCCCAGAAGACCAGAAGUCAUGAUGGUUGGUAAUGGAACAUUUCCUGCAGGUCAUGAAGGAAUGAAGGAGUUUUCUUUGGAACAUCCUUCUCAAAGUACUUUCCAUAAGAAGGUGUUGACCGAAGAAGAGAUUGCCAAUCACCAUACGCGGUUCUAUAGAUGGCAUAUUGAUGCUGCUUUGUACGAGUUCUCCCCACCUGUGGUGACCACUCUUCUUGGAGUGAUUGUUCCUCCAAAGACAGAGAAGCAGGUCAUCUACUACGAAGAUAGUGAUGAGAAAUUGGAAGUUUUCACUGGUGCAACUGCCUUUACAUCUGGUAAAGUAGCAUUUAGUUUGUUAUCCGAGGAAGAUAAGAAGUUCGCCUUGAACACCACUGUGGUUUACGCUCCUCACCCUUAUAUCUACAUCCAUAAUUGUAGAGCCACCUCGGAUGGUCUUACCAUGGUCUCUGAAGGUAAGGAGAUGCCUUUGGACAAGUUACCACAUUGGGAAGAGUCCAAACUGAAAAAGUUGCCGAUGGUUUGGACCAAUCCAAUCACUGGCAACCCUCAUCUAGAGUUCCAUAGCUGCUGUGUUUACAGGUUGGUGAAUUCAACGACUGGAGAGACUGUGGCAGAGCUGGAAAAGGCUCGUGAAAUCUGCCACAGAUUGAUGAGACCAGCCAUCUCUCCUGAUCAUGUCUACGCCCAUGCCUGGACUGAAGGAGACCUUUGCUUUUUUCAUAAUAGAGGAGUGAUCCAUUCCGUUACUGGUGAGAUGCCUAAAGAUGAGAAGAGGCUAAUGCAUCAGUGUAACGUGGCUAGUGGGAAAGAUCCCAAGUAA